GCUUCACACAAAAAAACAUACCUGACAUCUCUGUACUCUGUACUAAAGCAUUCACAGACUUAAAUUUCUGGCAUUUGUUGUAAGCAUAUCUGUACUAAAGCCCUUGCCCACUGGGCACAUUGAAUGUUAAGUCUGUGAAUGCUUUAGUACAUAUAUGCUUAGAAUAGAUGCCAGGUAUUUAUUGUCUGAAUUCUUUUGAUUUAAGCCCUCGCCUAUUGGUCACAUUGAAUGUUAAGUCACAGACAUGCUUAGAACAGAUGCCAGUGAAUGGGGAGGAAACGCGUCCGCUUAUAUGUAGAGAGUUACAGUGCAAUUUUCCUUGUACAAAAAUUUCGGGGCCCCAAAUGCUUGCGGAUCUCGAAGCAAUGGAAAUUACAGUUUACAGAGGAUAACUGCACGAAGACAUUUACUUGCUAUGGUGAAAACCAAUGUCGUGUAACUGGGUGAAAUUACGGCGAAUCUGAAGAAAACCCAGAAACAUCGCUUUAGUUCGCCCUAAAAUUCAGGCGGGAAAGGGUUUAGGGUUUUGCUCUUUGCGGUUGCAGAUUCCAGUGACAACUGCAAGCAGCAAGACUGCUAGUAGAGGUACAGAUUGGGAUCUUGGAAAAUGUAUCAGGAGGCAGAAGGGGAAGUUGCACAAAAUAUGGCUGAUUUUAAGGAAGCUGUGGAGAAGGUGUUGCUGCCAUUGCAACUUAGCCUUGGACUUUUUCUCAUCAUGAAGACGACGCCUCUUUGGGCGGUCAUUCAUUGCACCCUUGCCUACUUGCUCCACUGCUUCCGUUUCCCUUACACAGAUUACAAACAGCUCCAUGGAUGUAGAGGUAAAGGUCGAGUCUUCAAAAAGGUGAUGUCUCAUGCCACCACAGCAGGAGGUGUGUCUAGAUUAAAAAAGCCCAAGGAUACUAACAAUCAUAGGGAGAUGAGUGCAAAAUCUGAGAAUGGUAGGUCAAUGAAAGUGGACUACCUGGGUCAGAGCUAUUUACUGCAGCGAAUGGAAGGAGACAAGAUGCAAGUAAACUUUGAAAUGGAGCCAAAGGAUGGAGAGAAUAUGCCAAAGAAGGGUGGGCCGGCAUAUUAUUACAUCACAGAAAAAAUGUGGGAAACUGUGCAGUACGUUGCAAAAGUGGCUCCACUGACCGUGUUUGUGAAGAACCAUAAAGAAAUAUGGGAAGAAGUGGUCACGGGUGAUAUUAUGCAGUUUGAUGAAGUGCUGGAUUCAGUGAUAUUGGACAACCGCUCGGUUAUUCGUCUGGACCACGAUUACUUUCUGCCAGUCAACUUGUUAUUGGUGGAGAUUAAGUUGACGGCUACUUUAAACUUUGUGGCUAUGUUCCUAAAGACUCAAAAGCAUAUUCAUUGGCUCAUUCCUGCAUUGAUGACCUUUACAGCGGCAGUUAUGGGGUUCAGUACAACACUGAGGCUGUCUAUUGAUGACUAUAUCGCUACAAUCUUGUGCAGAGCACUACAGUGGGUGUGUGACCUACUGCCUUCGAUGAUGAGAAGGCGGGUGUACUCUUGGGGGAGCUGGGUGCAGCACUUUAGGCCCAGUAAUGACUUACAAUCAAAGAUUGUUAGGGGCGACAUAUCCGUGCUCGUUGCUGGAGGUGCAAAAUUUCAUUCUAAACCUACGAUUGAGCUUAUAAACUUCCCUGACUGUUCGCGGGUAGAUGAGAUUUGCUCUAGAGGUGGCCCAGCUUUGUUCAGAUGUGACUCAAAUUCUGAUUCAAGCAGUGACUCAGUUUAUAUUGAGUGGAUCUUCGAGAAUGCUCAGAAAUGUUUGUUAAAAUCCGGUCGUGUUGCAUCAAAGGAGGUUUGGGAGUCUUUAAAACCUGGUCAUGUUGAAUUAAAGGAGGUUAGGUUGUCGUUAAAAGCGGAUAAUACUGAUAUCGAAUCUGGUGAUGGAGAUUGCAGCACGAAGGAAAUAAAAUUCUUCACAUCUGAUUUUCACGAGGCACAGAAAUCGUUAAUGGUGGAUGAUAUUCAUACUCCAUCACUGGAUAUCGAAUGUAGCAAAGAGGAGGCCAUAAAACUAUUCAUAUUUGCUGCUUACAUGGCAGAGCUACAGUCAGGUUCAUUGAAAUCUUAUGACAGCAAUUCUAAGAAUGUGCAUGUCCGCCGUUUCAUGGAGUCGAUCAACACCUAUGUCAGAAGCGGCUAUCCACCACUCCACAAAUUAUACUUGGAGGGUGUAGUUGUCCGUCAGAAGAUGCCUAAAUUUCGCUUGUUUUGAUAGCUAAAUGAAAGUGUAUUAGAUUGUUAGGAUAGCUUUUUCCAGUGUUGUGUUACAGGUAGUAUGUAGUUCGUCCAUCAGAGGAUACCCUUUUCAAAUUAUCCUGUAAGCAAUUAUACUUCUCUAGUUGCUAAAUUGAAAUAUAGAGUAUUCUGCUACGAUGAUGGGGAGGUUUUCUCUUAGAUUAAAGUUAGAAAGAACCUCAUUUUGUUAACUUGCUUACCCAAAUCGAAGCAUAUGCAGUCCUCAUUGCAAUAUACGUUGCCAAAGCUACCAAUAUUUUUGGAUAAUUAAUUUGAAGCGCGUGAUUCACGGUGGGAGAAAUAUCUAUGAUGAUUACGGAAGAAA
Molecule: messenger RNA, 2578 nt
Organism: Cryptomeria japonica (Japanese cedar)
Lineage: Eukaryota; Viridiplantae; Streptophyta; Pinopsida; Cupressales; Cupressaceae
Exons: 4
Coding region: 608-2230 (540 amino acids)
Source: RefSeq, a predicted model, not a curated record